UUUAUCAAGGGACGAAGGAUGCAGAGGGAAACAUUCGUCAAUACGGGGGCCUGUAAGGAUAAUUUAUUUGGGCGGGGGAAGUCUGAAUGUUGUUGAUAAUGAAGGGUUUGCGUCACGUCAGUUUUGCAGCCUCUGGCAGGCCAUUGGACAGCACGACCAGGUGAAACCGGAAAAUCACUCCUUUACAAAAGUCAGACAAUCUCUGGGGAUCGCCGGUGUGUAUUUCUUGUGUUUAUUAGCUCCGCUAUAGCACGCGCUGACAGGUAACCACUAAUCAUCAUCAUCAUCAUCCUCUCGCGUCUGCCUCCUCGUCUGCUUAUCAUCGCAGACGAGCUGAUCACGCCCCAGUUGAACGUGCACACGGUCAACAAUAAUACAUUGAUUGAUACUGACGCCAUGGUCGCAUGGACAGACGCGGAGCGCAGCACGAUCAGCGCGGUUUGGGAAAAGGUUAAUAUCGAUGAGAUUGGACCGGACGUUUUGGCAAGGUAGAGGAUGCGAUUUGAACCGAGAGACAGGAGACGGGUGUUGAUCGUCUACCCCUGGACCGAGCGGUACUUCGGUACUUUUGGAGACAUCUUCACUGCAACUGCUGUUCUGAAUAACGCCAAAGUGGCCGCCCACGGCAAGGUGGUGCUGAGGGCGGUGGACAAAGGAGUGAAGAACAUGAACAACAUCAAGGGGACAUAUGCUGAUCUGAGCCGGUUGCACUACGAAAAACUCAAAGUGGAUCCCGACAACUUCAAACUAUUGGCCGACUGCCUCACAAUUGCCGUCGCUUGCAAACUCAAGAGCGCCCUGAGCCCUCAGGUCCAAGCUACCUGGCAGAAGUUUCUGUCUGCUGUGGUAGAGGCUAUGAACAGUCAGUACUCUUGAAGAGCUGUACAAUAGCAGCUGGGGAAUAAUAAUAAUAAAUAAAUAAA
Messenger RNA from Scatophagus argus, 923 nucleotides. Its product is annotated as hemoglobin subunit beta-1-like. The transcript is spliced from 3 exons. The record is from RefSeq and is a predicted model, not a curated record. NCBI's taxonomy places the organism in Eukaryota, Metazoa, Chordata, Actinopteri, Scatophagidae. Gene Ontology annotation, cellular component: hemoglobin complex; haptoglobin-hemoglobin complex; blood microparticle. Bases 496 to 876 code for a protein of 126 amino acids. Gene Ontology annotation, molecular function: oxygen carrier activity; heme binding; haptoglobin binding. Gene Ontology annotation, biological process: oxygen transport; hydrogen peroxide catabolic process.